This is a messenger RNA of Scatophagus argus, 5750 nucleotides long. It is a transcript of the gene slc38a12, whose product is annotated as transmembrane protein 104. Bases 753 to 2234 code for a protein of 493 amino acids. Lineage: Eukaryota; Metazoa; Chordata; Actinopteri; Scatophagidae. The transcript is spliced from 10 exons. The record is from RefSeq and is a predicted model, not a curated record.
UGGUGAAUUAAGGGGUUUGUCGUUUUGGUAACCUUAGCAGCACGGAGGGGCGGGCUGAAUGAUAUCCGGAAUAACAUUAUUAAGAGAGUAGCUGGUUUGACUUCAAAGUGUACUGAUAUAAUACCAAUAUAAUGGCGAGUGGCGCUGAAUUUCUUAUGGUUUAAUCCGUCAGCGGUUCCGGUAUGGCUGAAGGACAGAGCGGACAACAAACAACACACGCUGAGAUUUGAUUAGACCUCGUGAUUUGUUUUCCCUCAUCAGCAGCCAACCCAACAAACCAACUAACGAGAUCAUCAAGUUAAACACGAUAACAACAAAGACAACUCAUUUUGUCUUCAUAAUAAAAGCGCUAGUGUUUCGAUCUACUACCACAACACAUGUACACGAAAGAGAAGUUUUUAUUUUGAAAAGUUGGUACCGGAAAUUCGAGUUUGUGUAGGCGGGAACUUGAUCUAUGUUCGUGCCAGAGCAGGUCACCUGGUUGCUUAGUUUACUGCCUGAGUUAGCUAAGUGUUGGAGGCUUGCUAGCCCAUGGGAAAGUGUUUUUCUCCAAGCUUUCGGUUUAAACUGACUCCUCUCCGGUUAUCUAACUACGAAACGGCUCAUGUUAGCUUGGUGGCGGCGGGCUGCGUUCAUUCAGUUAGCUAGCGAGGAGCGGAUCCAGCUGACAGCUUGGAGCAUCCUGCUAGCCUACCGGCUAAAUUAACAAGAUACACCGGAAAUAAGUAAGGUGAAGAUCAGAGUCUUCAGCCAUGGCUGGUGGAAUUACAGAAACCGGGGAACCGUACUCUGCGUUUGUGGGGCUGGUGUAUAUGUUCAACCUGAUCGUGGGAACAGGAGCUCUGACGAUGCCCAGAGCCUUCGCGACAGCCGGUUGGGUGGUCAGCUUAGCUCUCAUCUCGUUUUUAGGAUUCAUGAGCUACAUGACCACCACCUUUGUGAUCGAGGCGAUGGCGGCGGCCAACGCUCAGCUGAGCUGGAAGAGGAGAGAGCAGGAGGAGAUCGAUGACAGCGACUCCACCUCCGACUACUCGGACGAUGACGUCGUGGGCCGAGGUCGAUCGGAGCCGGAGACCAAGCCCAUCCUGUCUGUUCAGAGGUCGGGAGGUCACGUCGAUCACUUCGACAUUGUGGAGCGGGUUGAGAUGGGUCAGAUGGCCUCCAUGUUCUUCAACAAAGUCGGUGUCAACAUGUUCUACAUCUGCAUCAUCAUCUACCUGUACGGCGACCUGGCCAUCUACGCAGCCGCUGUUCCCAUAUCUCUAAUGGAAGUUGCCUGUGGAAACCACUCCUGCAGCGACGGAAGCGUCACGUACAACGACACAGACCCGUGCUGGGGUCCUGUCACCAGGAAGGACGCCUACCGGGUGUUUCUGAGCAUUUUUACUCUUCUGUUGGGUCCUUUCACCUUCUUCAGCGCUCAGAAGACCAAAUAUCUGCAGAUUCUCACCUCACUCAUGCGUUGGAUUGCGUUCACCAUGAUGAUCAUCUUGGCUCUUAUCCGCAUCGGUAAAGGCACCGGCGAGGGAAACCCACCGGUCGCCUCCUUCUCUGGGGUGCCCAACCUGUUCGGGGUGUGCGUGUACUCCUUCAUGUGUCAGCACUCCCUGCCCUCGCUGGUGACGCCCAUCUCCAACAAGAAGCGUGUCGGCACGCUGGUGUUGGCAGACUAUGUCCUGAUCCUGGGUUUCUACGUCCUCCUCUCCUUCACCGCCAUCUUCUGCUUCAAAAGCUCACUGCUGCACGACAUGUACACCCUGAACUUCACGGACAACUGCAGCGUGUUAGAUAUUCCCUUCCUGCGCUACUUCCUGGGCCUCUUCCCAGUCUUCACCAUCAGCACCAACUUCCCCAUCAUCGCCGUCACGCUUCGCAACAACUGGAAGACCCUGUUCCACCGGGACGGAGGCACCUACCCGUGGGUGGUGGACCGUGUCGUGUUUCCCCUCAUCACCCUGGUGCCCCCGAUCGUAGUGGCCUUCUGCACCCACAACUUGGAGUCCCUGGUGGGCAUUACAGGAGCCUACGCCGGCACAGGGAUCCAGUACAUUGUUCCAGCCUGUCUUGUGUAUUUUGCUCGACGCCACCUGGAGCCUGUGAUGGGCAGAGAUGCCAUCAACAAGCACCAGUCGCCCUUCCGCCACGCCUUUUGGGUGUGGUUUGUUUUGUUGUGGGCUGCCUCCUGCCUCAUGUUUGUCACAGCCAACAUCAUCCUGACUGACAUCAAGAAAUGAGAACUCACUCUGGCUCAAAUCACCAAGAACUUAAAGAAUUCUCUGUUUGGCCAGUUUCUUUGUUCCCGUGCACGAGGCCUUACUUGCUGCUGGUUGGACAGUGUGCCUUUUUAUGGGACUUUCGUUGCGUAUAUUAAAUGUAAUUAAGAGUAAUUUAUCAAAUUUGUUAAAAGGGACCAAAUGUCAAGAGAUUUUUUUUUUCAGCAAAAAAGCUGAAACAGUGCAUGACAACAGGAAAGGAUCAUUUAUUAAAUGGAUGUUUUGUCAAAAAACACCUUUUAGUCUGGGGUUUUCACAAGGAUUUGCACUUACACAACUUUUUAAAAUACAUUUUAAAGGGUUAAGUAUGCUUCAGACAAAAGAGUGUCGUUUCAAAGUUUCAAACUCGACUCCCAGUUCCAACAUUGCAAAGCUGAUGGACAAUCCGACUCGGACUGGCUAAUAACCCAGAAAUGUCCCAGUACCAAACAGUAUCCAAACUUCUCCAGUCAAACUAUUGUUUUUGAUAGGGUUGGCAGUUCAGUGAACCAAGAUAUCAAAUGAAGUGCUCUGUUUUGGUAUCGAUGUCACUUUGCUGGUGUUGGUAUCACAAAACGUUUAAAUGGUUCCCAGCCCUAAAUCCAACAAACGCUGAAGCAAGCUGACUCCUUAAGAGUUCUGUGGGUUGUCCAUCCUCAUUGUUCUCUGUUUUCUUAUGCCUCAUUCAAAUCCCAUGGAAAAGGGAAAAGGUGGGAUGCUAGGAUCCUGAGGGAUCCGCUGCACCUAAUAAAAACACUUUAAAGCACUUGAAAUGGCAGAGUCGCGACAAGAAAGAGAGCCUGUCACAUCCAGACUUGAGCUCUGUUGCUAAAGUGCUUGGCAUCUACGCAGCUCCAUAAUUACAUUGGAACAGAAACCAACAGGAACGAAUCAGGGAUGAUCAGUCUUUCAUGGCUGACGUGUAUCCAUUCCUCAGCGGCGGCUGCCUCCGAUCUCCUCGUCCUCUUGUGAACAAUGAAGCUCGGUCCGUGACAGACGCGCUGACAGAUAGGCCUCCAGGACGAACCCCAUCGCUGUUCAUCACCAGGCUCUCGCGCCUGCAGUUCACACACAGGGCACGUCUCCCGCCUUUUACUGCUCGGCACACAGUCAUGACUCUGUCAGCCUCAUACUGUAUCUAUCACACAGCUCGACACCUGACAGGAUAAUAGUGAUCUGCGGUGGUUCGGCUGCAGCUACGGAGGAGGCAUCAGUGGCCGAAAGUGAAGAUUAGCGAGCCGACUGUGGCUACGGAGCGCCACCCGCUCGUCACCGUCCUGUAGCUUAGCGCUGCUGAUUUCACAGCUUCAUCUCUCAGUUGUGCCUGUGUAGAUGGAUUCACACCUUAAUCUUCUGCCUCAUCUUGUCUUAUUUUCAUCAGUCAUUAUUAUCAGUGAAAGGCCUUUUAAGGGGUUGUGUCACUAGCACAACAAAUAUGGAGGGUAGAUGGAAAUGAUUCAGCAGCGGUGAGUUGAGAUGUGGACUGGUUUGAGUCUUGGGGACUAAAUCUUAAGUAGAACGUAGUUCCUCUGAAAACUACUGAUCGUGUGGUGUGUGGAUUAACCUAUGAUGGUGUGUUAGGGCUUGUAAGUUUAAAAGAAAAAGAACAAAUUCAGAGCCUAGGGAGGGAGUAAUAAUCCGAGAAACACUCGGAUUUACAUGAAUUUACAAGAUUAAAAACUCAUAUUUUCUGAAAUUAGAAAGACAAAAGAAAUAAUGUGGGAAAACUUGAGUAUAUUCAUUUUUUGUUGUAAAUUUAAGACUUUAAUCUCAGAAAGCGCUUGUUAAUUGGAAUAUCACCCUUCCUGGCUCCAUAACAAGCAGCUUCAUGUUCAGCUUCAUUGUGUUUGGGCAGAAACCUCCAACAACCUCCUCAUGAUUUAAUGUUGCUUUUAGCGUUGCUCCACCAAACUUUGGGAUGCUGAAGGUGACUGGAGCUGAUUGGUUCGUACUGUGGCCACAGCGAACUGUCAUUUCUGAUUGGCAGAUUAACUAAAACAUUUACAGUUUAGCCAAAUCUUGAGGCUAAUAUCUGUUUUGCUCUUAUUGUUAUGUAGAAAACAGUGAAAAAGGUGAGCUCAGUGUAUAUUAAACAUUUGGUAACCAUAGCAACGACACUUCUGCGUUGUAUUGAUUGACCAGGAAACUCGUACUGGUCAAUCAAACCUUAUGAGACUUAAAGUGGCUAAAAACCCACUUUGUGUAUUUAAAGCAGUUGCUGUCCUUUGUAUAAGUGCAAUCCCACAGUCAUGUGAGCGGACAUAGAAAACAACUGAUUCACUUCUAUUUGUCCACUGUUUGGUACUGAAAAAUAUCUUUUCCUCGUCUUAAAAGCUGCUUUAUUGUGAAGCAGCAUUUACAGCACAAAUAUGUUUGGUUUUCUUUCUGUGUGUAUCCUCAUAAUGAAAAUAUUCUUAGAUCAAGAUUUUCUCACCGACAGCACUUUGACUUUUCAGACGAGCAGCAGGAGGGUACGUGAGAGGUUUGGUGUUCUGCUCCAUCGUUUCCUCGGGUCAACAUUGAUCAACAUUUCUGUUGUUCCCCAGCUCACUUUAGAAAACAUUUUUUCCUCUUUCCAUGAAUGAGAGCUUCAGGGUGCACUCAGUGUGGGAAAACGGACGCUGAGGUCACACAUUUGUCUUUAAAUGCCACUGCUGUUGUGGUCAGUUAAAAUGCACAAACAGUAUCGGGUGUACAGUAGUUCAGCAGGUUGUGGGGGGCUGACGGGCUGCUGUAACACAGUUUCAAUUGAAACGUAAUGUGCUGUGACCUGAGUGUUUUUAAGCCACUCCGACGGUGAGACUGUAGCACUGCUGUAGCUCCGCUGAAGGCUGCAGACGAUCUGUCGAACAUCCCAGUGUUCAGCUGCAGCUGGACUCGCAGGGAGACACACAAAACAUCUGUAUGAUUAUAUGUCAUUUACAUGUUUACAUUCCCACUGGUGCGCCGCGGGUCUUGAAGGUGAACAUUUGAAUGAGGACUACAAACACUCUAAGGGAUGGGAGGGAUAUUUAUAAUUCAGUGUGGAGACAAAGCCGUGUCUGUGGGAGUGAAUGAUUAACUGUUGAAUAUGUUUAAUAUUAUUUGGUUCUGAUUCCUUGUUUGAAGUUGUGAAAUGUGCCUUUUUUGUGGGGUUUUCUUACCCUAAAUUCACCAACUGUUUUUCAGCAUCUUGUGAAAAGCAGCUCUCCAAACAUCUGCAUGUAAGCCAUUUCAUUUAACUGACAAUCAGUGUGUCACCCAGAAUGCUUUGAGGUCUCUUUUUUCUUGUCUUUUUUGGGUUUUGUUCUUUUUGCGUUUACAUGGGUUACCCCUGAGUCUGUUUUAUUCUCUCAUCUUUCUGCCAUGUUUCUGGUGUUUGUUUACAGUCAUUUUACCAGCUUGUAAUUCACUCAUUUUUACAGAUAUUUACUGCUUUAAUGGAUGUUCUGUUGGAUUUUUAUGACACAAGUCAUAUGUCACAAAGGAAAUAAAAGCUUUAUGUUCAUCGGAACCUCA